Messenger RNA from Ornithorhynchus anatinus (platypus), 2769 nucleotides. RefSeq names its product coagulation factor II thrombin receptor like 2 (gene F2RL2). The transcript has 2 exons. Lineage: Eukaryota; Metazoa; Chordata; Mammalia; Monotremata; Ornithorhynchidae. Gene Ontology annotation, molecular function: thrombin-activated receptor activity. Gene Ontology annotation, biological process: thrombin-activated receptor signaling pathway; phospholipase C-activating G protein-coupled receptor signaling pathway; positive regulation of Rho protein signal transduction. The coding region runs from base 183 to 1328 and encodes 381 amino acids. Gene Ontology annotation, cellular component: membrane. The record is from RefSeq and is a predicted model, not a curated record.
UGUGUCACACCCCACUGCCCUACAAGACAAAGAACUAGCCUUCAAUCCAGUGUGCACAGGCACACAGAACAUACUUAGAUCAUCAAAGCCCUGGGACUUCUGCAAAAAUGUGAGGUCAAAGACAGCCCGCCACAUUCAUUGAGAGGCAAAAAUCGCUUCAAAACUGGACUGGAGUCAUCACAAUGAAGACUCUAGUAUUGGCAACAACCGGACUGUUUUUAUUGUCCGCUGGUCUUGGUCAAAAAGGGGCGGAACGGGACACUGCUAACCCUGCCAAGCCUACUCCCUUCCUUAAGACCUUCCGAGGGGCCCCUCAAGAUGUCUACGAGGACAUCCCCCUGUCGGUAAUAGAGGGCUGGACGAGUGCCACGCUUACUAAAGGGUGCUCCGGGGAGACGACAGACGGGGCAUCUCUCCGAGUGAACAAUGCCACCCUGGGAUACCUCACCAGCUCCUUAAGCACCAAGCUGAUCCCUACCGUCUACAUAAUGGUCUUCGCCCUGGGGGUGCCAGCCAACGCCGUGACCCUGUGGAUGCUGCUCUUCCAAAGCGGAUCCGUCAGCGUGACCAUCUUCUACACCAACCUGGCCGUCGCUGACUUCCUCUUCUGUCUCACGCUGCCCUUCAAGAUCUCCUACCACCUCAACGGGAACAACUGGCUCUUCGGGGAGGCCAUGUGCCGGGCCACGACCGUCAUCUUCUAUGGCAACAUGUACUGCUCCAUCCUGCUCCUGGCCUGCAUCAGCCUCAGCCGGUACCUGGCGGUCGUUCACCCCUUCCUCUACCGCAGGCUCCCCAGGCGCCACUACGCCAUCCUGGCCUGUGGCCUGGUGUGGCUCACGGUCUUCCUGUACAUGCUGCCGUUCUUCAUCCUGAAGCAAGAGUACCAUCUGGAGCAGCUGGGGAUCUUCACCUGCCACGACGUGCACAACACCUGCGAGACCAUCUCCCCCUUCCAGUUCUACUACUUCAUCUCUCUGGCAGUGUUUGGGUUCCUCGUGCCCCUCGGUGUCAUUGUCUUCUGCUACGUCACCAUCGUUCGGUCGCUCAAAGCCUAUGACCAAAAGUGGUUCUGGUACGUGAAAGUGAGUCUCCUGAUCCUCUCGAUAUUUGCCAUCUGCUUCACUCCAAGCAACAUGAUCCUGAUCGCGCACCACGCCAACUACUAUUACAACAACAUGGACGACUUGUACGUCUUCUAUCUUGUGGCCUUGUGCCUGGGCAGUCUGAACAGCUGCCUCGACCCAUUCCUCUACUUUCUCAUGUCGAAGAUCACAGACCAUUCGAGUUCUUACCUUACGACGGUCAAGACAGCCAGAGAACAGUGAGGGACAGGCACCCGCCUGAAUGCACUCCUAUGCUAAAGAGAUGAAGAAAACGAGUCUCCUAAACUCCGAGCUUUAGGACCUACUCAGAACGUGUCUGCAACUGGGAGGCCAAAUGUAAGACUGACAUUUUGCUAGAUAAAUGCUUUAGGGUACUUAACUUUAAGUACCGUUAGUGCCACUGGGCCCCCUGAAGGAUUGAUUUCUCAUCUUGUUUCAGAUUCCCCGCAAAACAUACACCACACUAAAAGUUCCGAAGAAGGAUAACUCAACAGACAGUGGACAGCCUGGUCGUUAGAAGGGAGCAUUCCCAUGGCCCUUGAGGAAGUGGGUGGUGAUCUACAGUUGGCUGUCGGACGCUAUCCCACCCGAAACGGUCUGCUCCGCCCACCCUGGUUCCUCUUUUGGCCAAAGGGCUCAUUACCACACAUUUUCCAAGGUAGCCCAAAACUGAGUUCUUCCUCCCACAGUUCUCAGUAAGCAGCUUAAUUUAGGAAGGAGAUGAGAGAUUUGGAGGAACAGAAAAAAUACACCCUGACCCCUGCAAUCCAGGAUCAAAAACAAAAAAUCAGAAUGGGCUGAUGGGAAACAGGUGACAGGCCAGUGUGAAGGUUAAUUACAGUAUCCUUUGGUUUGACUUCUUUUUUUUAAUGUGGUAUUUGUUAAGCGCUUAUUGUGUGAAAAAUACUGUUCAAAGUGCUGGGGGAGUUACAAGUGAACUAGGUUGGACAAAGUCACUAUUCCGCAUGAGUCUCGUAGUCUAAGUAGGAGGGAGAUUAGGAGAACUGAGGCACAGAGAAGUGAAGUGAUUGCCAAAGGUCACAUAGCAAGGAAUUGGAAGAACUGGGAUUAGAACCCAGGUCUUCUGACUCCCAGGCCCAUGCUCCUUCCACUGAAUGGAGAUUUGUUGGGGAAAGACCUGGCAGGCUUCACUGCAGGUGAUUGUGUUGUCUCAGUCACCUGACAGAAGGAACAGGAGGGCAGAGUCUGGAUAGAAUCUGGGGGUUGAAGGUGGGAUGAAGAAAUUGCAAAUUAAGCCAGUCAAACACAACUUUGCAGGUCUAUGAACUUUAAAGCCUUCAUAAAGCGGCAGUGGUGUACCUACAACUUCUAUGUAUUAUGUAUCAAUAAUUAAAGAUUAGCCAUUCAUUUUCCACUACCUUGUUUGUUAUUGUUUGCUUGUUAAUGAACAUAUUAAUGAAGUCUGUGAAUAGAAUCCAUUUAUUUCACCUGAUUAAAGUAAUGGUGUUCAGUUCAAUGUGUCUGCAUGUAGGUAGACUUUGGCGACACAAAGGUAAAUUUCAUUACAGAAGACAAAGACAACUAUAUACAUACCUAUGCCCACAAAUGAGAAUUUGUGAAUAGAAGAUGAGCAAAUAAGAUUAUGAUAAUUUUUGUGGGAGCAAGAAACUGUUUAAAUAAAAUUAAGAGUUAUUACCGGUGA